This is a messenger RNA of Labrus bergylta (ballan wrasse), 882 nucleotides long. RefSeq names its product SWI5 homologous recombination repair protein (gene swi5). Lineage: Eukaryota; Metazoa; Chordata; Actinopteri; Labriformes; Labridae. Gene Ontology annotation, biological process: double-strand break repair via homologous recombination. The record is from RefSeq and is a predicted model, not a curated record. Gene Ontology annotation, cellular component: Swi5-Sfr1 complex; Swi5-Swi2 complex.
UGCAAACUUCCUCCUUCUCGUAAAGUGCUCUGAAUGCACCAGAAAAGCAUGAACACAGACCACUCAGGUGAAACAGGACUACUCUGUAGUCCGAACGAUGGUCGAGUUUCGACUCCAGGGGGGAAUGGCUUGAGGAAAAGCGCACUAAGAACUCCAUACUCAAGGUCUAAGCCAUUACACUCCAACUUCAAAUCACCUCUUCAAGUAUGUGAGAGUGCUAAAGCAAGCCCUGCAGAGGAGGUGGUAGAGCUAAAGAAGAGAAAAGAUCAGCUGGACGCUGAGAUCGCACAGCUGGAGGCUGAGGGAUACAGAGUAGAGGAGCUGGAGCAUCAUAUUGAUAAGCUGCAUGAAUACAAUGACAUCAAAGACAUUGGACAGUCACUGCUUGGCCGCAUUGCUGCUCUGAGGGGGACCACCACACGAGAUCUCUACAGCCACUUUGGUCUGGAACUUGAUGACUGAAAAGAAAACAAGGACUCGCAAAAGAUGUAUGCAAAUAAAGCCGUGAGAUUGGUUUUACAGGCCGAAGGGGGUAAAGAAGCAAGACAGAGAGAAAUUUUAGCUGUGGCACAAAAAAAUUGUGUUGAAGUAAAGGUGGAUGUCCAAGACAUUGAAUGCUAUUGUGACUCUUGCAGCUUUAAGCUUCUGUUAAUGGAGUGAAAAAUGGUGUACACAUUGGGUUGGGAAGAGGGAAUGCUUGAGUGUAAAAAUGUGUGUAUGGUAGCCUAUAUAAGAUUCUUUGUAUUCUGAAAAUAAUAUUUCAUAAAUAAGGUACUCAGAGCACCACGGACAUCAUGUUUCCACUUUAAUUAUCUCUACAUCCACUAAAACUUGUAAAAGUUGACAAUGAAUUGUACUAAAAGCUUCAAGAGUUGAACUGGA